Messenger RNA from Penicillium bovifimosum, 1743 nucleotides. RefSeq names its product Zn(II)2Cys6 transcription factor domain-containing protein. The transcript has a single exon. Gene Ontology annotation, molecular function: zinc ion binding; DNA-binding transcription factor activity, RNA polymerase II-specific. The coding region runs from base 1 to 1743 and encodes 580 amino acids. Gene Ontology annotation, biological process: regulation of DNA-templated transcription. Lineage: Eukaryota; Fungi; Ascomycota; Eurotiomycetes; Eurotiales; Aspergillaceae. The record is from RefSeq and is a predicted model, not a curated record.
AUGGUCAACCGUGGACGCUCCAGAGCCUGCGUCACAUGUAAGCAACGCCGUGUGAGGUGUGACGAGGCGAAACCCGAGUGCCAAGCGUGUCACCGACUGAAGCUUCGCUGCGGCGGCUACAACAGGCCCAAAUCUGUCAAGCUAAAGUUCAAGGACCAGAAUCACAAGUUCUGCAACACCAACCAAGAUGUCAAUUGUCGCAGUCAGAAUGUCGUGAAAAGGUCGACUAGUUCGGGUGGGCGGUCUGAGUUGGAUGUUCAAGACCAGAAGGCUGCGAGGGCUUUGACUACGCGGCAGCCUUCUGAGCCCGACACCGCCGUGCCGUUCUAUCUUAGCCAUUAUGCCAGCAUGGGCCGCGAUAUGGGAUCCACGCGCGGGUUCUUCGAAUUGCUCAUUCCAGCCUAUCUGUCGGAACGGGAAGAAUCGCCACUCUCGCUUGCCGUUUCCGCCUUGGCUUCAGAGAUCUUGUCCUUGUGGCGGCAUGACGCCAGCAGUUUCCGAUCACCGCGGAAGUCCUAUUCCCAGGCAAUUACGCGCCUUCGGGCUGCAAUACAGGAUCCCGUAGAACGUGGCAAGCCGGCAACUAUGCUAGCCGUGCUGGUGCUGCAGACAUACGAGAAUGCCUCUGCGGUUUAUGAUCUUCGCCGGGUGUCAAGCACGCACCACAAUGGUGCAGCUUCUUUGCUCUCGUUUCUGGGCUCGCACGACAUGGACGGCAUAGUGCGAGCCUACCUACAAAAGUUUAUGCUACAUACCGAAGUUUCAACCGCAAUACGUCAGAAAAGGCCACUGAGGAGUAUCGCAUACUCAUGGAUUGGGAGCCAAGAUACGAUGGCUGUGCCAGACAACCCCAGCGCAACACUCGAUGCCAUAGGGAUAUCCGUUGCUGAAUUGCAGGCCAGCUACACGCAGUUUGUGACGCAGGGUAGCCCCACGACAUCGUUGGGCCCUUUUCUGAAAGAGUGGAUGGCGGAUGCAAAAUCGGUUGAUGCAGAGCUUCUGGCGUGGACGGAAGAUGUACCGCAUCACUGGAGACCGGUAAGGCUAAUAAGUGGUCGGGAUAUUGAUUCGUCCAUACCCACCUACCGGUCUGUUUGUGAGGUGUAUCCUUCCUGUCAAAUUGCCAGCAUUUGGAAUCUAUGGCGGUUCCAACGCCUCCUGCUCGCCAAGACCACACUCGGCGCCCUCAGUGCACUCUCAGAUCUGGGCUGCGCUGGGUCCGCCAAUGGGCAUGUUCUCUAUCACAGUUCAGAUUUCGUCAACUGCCAACAAUUACUCCAAGAACUGGUCGAUAGUGUGUGCUACAGCAUACCCUUCUAUCUCGGCAAUCGAACCACCCCAGUCAGUCUCACAGAUUUCACUGACCGGAUGGUUCUUCUUCCCAGUCAUUAUUCACUGGGAGCGGAAUCACGACUGGAUAGGGAUGGACUCGAUGCGGGCAUAUCGAUGGACGACCACAGGCGCCACGUCAUUGCGCAGGGGCCGUGGCGCGUCAUGCACCCGCUGAGCCACCUGUUGACGCUCUUCUCAGAAGAUCACGGAGAGCUGAUAUCGACCUUGCUUAGGCCUGGACAGCAGGAAUGGAUCCGCGAGCAGUUCCUGCGUGUCGUCACGUUGCUGCAUCUUCCGUCGGAGUCGGGUAAGGACAUGGAGAGUUCAGAUUCGACGCCAUCUGCAGAUUCUAAGGCAGAGUAUCUGGCCAGAGGGAUUAGGAAGGGCGCAAUCCUUAUGAGUGGGCCGUAA